Etheostoma spectabile (orangethroat darter) is the source of this 3061-nucleotide messenger RNA. RefSeq lists its product as uncharacterized. Bases 190 to 2841 code for a protein of 883 amino acids. NCBI's taxonomy places the organism in Eukaryota, Metazoa, Chordata, Actinopteri, Perciformes, Percidae. The record is from RefSeq and is a predicted model, not a curated record. The transcript has 2 exons.
GAACAAUGGGACUACAGUGGCUUGGAACUAAAAUGACUGUUGUACUCGUUGUUUUCAGAUUUCUACCGGUGCACGCAGCAGUUGGACAUCUCAGAAGACGCCAUAGAAAGCCAUGCAGUCUUGCCUUUACACUGCCUUACUACUGGUACAUUAAUUGGAUACCAUGCUAUUUUUUUGCUUGCUUUCACGAUGAUAUUUAAUUGUGGUAUCUGUGACUUUAGAAAUACCUCAGUUUCUGACUAUGUGAAACAUUGUAGAACCCAUAGAAACAGUAACAAGGCUAUUUUUCCCUGUGGGUUUCCAGACUGUGGAAGAAGCUUUUCGUCUUACAAUUCUUUUAAUGUUCACUUGUCCAGAUUUCACCACGAAGGGAGGAAGCUGACUUUUAAUCGUAACAUAUCUGUGCAGUUGAAGUGUUCUUGGGAGUUUUGUGGCAAAGAAUGUGAAAGCAUAAAAGGUCUCGUAGCUCACCUUAAGUGUCAUUUGCAAGAGGGUCUUGAAGUGACGUGUCCUUAUAGUGGAUGUGCAAAGACCUUUAAAGUCAUAUCCUCUUUUACAUCUCAUUUAUCAAGAUGUCACAAGCAGUGUGAUGUUACACAUAUUGAUCAAAGUUAUAUCAGGGAAACAACAGAGUAUGCACCUGCUGGUUCGGAUAAUGGGUCAAGCGUUGAUAGUGAAGUACCAACAGUGCAGCAUGAAGGAGAGUCUGACCCAGGGUCAGCCCAGGAUAAUUUCACUGAAAACAUGGCUCUUUUUUUUCUUGGCUUACAAGCAAAGUAUCUGGUUCCUGCAUCUACAGUCUCUGAUAUUGCAAGUGAAAUGAGGUUACUACAGGAUAUGCAGCAUGAGUUUACUAUGGAUUGGUUUUCAAGAGGUCUCCAAGAAUAUGGUGUGCAAGCUGAGGCUUUACAAAAUCUAGGGAAACGUGUGUACGAACAAAGCCCUAUGCAGCGCACCCUACAUGCAAGUAGUGGCACCUUAACUACACACCACAAAAGACUUCAGUUUUACAGGAGAGAAUUCAACUUGGUAGAACCUGUACAAAUAACCUUAGGCCAUGAUGACAAAGGCAAGGCAAGACAUUUUCACUAUGUUCCCAUUCUAGAAAGCUUAAGAGCUUUCUUGAAAAAUGAAAGUGUACAGCUUCAAAUUCUAAAUCCUGUUCAUGCCGACGAGAGCAUGCUAUGUGAUAUUAGAGAUGGUUCGGUCUCUAAAUCUAGUGAACUGUUUGCCUCUGAUCCACAUGCUCUUCAGAUCAUGUUGUUUCAAGAUGCUUUUGAAGUUGCAAACCCUCUUGGGUCCGCCAGGCUAAAACACAAAGUUCUUGCUGUGUACUACACUUUAGGUAAUGUCUAUGCACACCACCGAUCCACCGUUGACUCAAUACAGCUUGUACUACUUUGUUUGGAGAAGGACUGUAAGUUUUUUGGACCUGAGAGAGUUUUUGAUGUUUUGUUAUCAGACUUGUGUGACCUGGAGUCAAAAGGCAUUUGUGUUGAAGGGAAAACUUUCAGAGGUAGUAUUGCCUGUGUCAUUGGAGACAAUCUUGGGUCCCACUAUCUUGGGGGAUUUACUGAAAAUUUCAGCUGUGCUGAAUAUUUUUGCAGGUACUGUCAUAUUAAAAAAGGGGAUUUUCAAAAAAAUCCUCUUUCUACAGCCACAGAGAGAACACCAGCUAGUUACAGUGAAUCCUUGCUGGAGUUGGAAAAUAACCCAGAUAUCCUAAUGCACAAAGGCAUCAAGUCAAACAGUGUUUUGAACAAACUCACACAUUUCCAUGUUUGUGCACCAGGACUUCCACCCUGCCUUGCCCAUGAUUUAUUUGAGGGCAUAGUUGACUAUGAUUUGGCAAUGUACCUGCAUUUCCUUGUAAAAUCAAGAAAGUGGUUCAGUUAUGAUGUACUUAACCGCAGAAUUGUGACUUUUAGAGGUGAGAGUCAGAAUAAGGCUAAUGUUCUGCAUAACAAUGGGACCAAACUUGGGGGACAUGCUGCCCAAAACUGGUGGCUUCUUCGGUUCUUGCCAGUACUGUUACAUGACAAGAUUAGAGACCCUAAGGAGGAAGUUUGGCAACUUGUAUUGCUACUCAAGCAGGUGGUUGAGCUUGUGUGUGCUCCUACACUGUCACAAUCACAGGCUGCCUACAUGAAGGUCCUCAUUGAGGAGUACAUAGAAACAAGGCAUGUACUCUUCCCACUUAAAAAGCUUCGACCCAAACAUCAUUACCUUUUACAUUAUUCAGAUCUCACAUUAAAGUUUGGACCCUUAAUUCGCAUAUGGACUAUGCGAUUUGAGAGCAAGCACAGCUACUUUAAGAGGUGUAUUCGGGCAAGUAAGAACUUCAGAAACAUCACAAAAUCCCUUUCAGAGAGGCAUCAGUUGCUGCAGGCCUACCAAAGCAUGGGCAAUGUGUUUUCCCCUGAGUUUAUCAUGUCUGACUGUACAAGGUUUUACCCAGAAUUGUAUGAUAGUCAGGUUAAGGACGCGCUAAAAGUGUUUGAUGUCUCGCCAUCAAAUGCAGUAGUGACAGACAAAAUUACUGUACGAGGCACAUGCUAUGCAAAUGACAUGCUUGUUAUUUUGAGCUGCGAGGGUGGAGAGUUAACUCUCGGGCUUAUUGCAUGCAUUGUAGUGAAACAACAAAAGACUGUGCUUCUUUUGCUUCGACAGAAAAGAGCAAGUCUUGAUCCAGAUCUUGGUGUUUUUGAAGUAGAGAGUGAAGGUGGUACUUUUAUUUGCCAAAGACUUGAUGGGCUUCUUGAUUACACCCCACUUAGACACUACCAUAGAGGUGGCAGACUGCUGGUUACUCUUAAACACAGUCCACCAUGGAACCUGUAAGGGAGAAGAUCAGAAGCACACUGCCUUCACUGGAAGAGGAGCAAACAGAGACUCUUGUCACAAAGUUGACAGAUAUUGGAGUUAAAAAUCUGGAAGACUGCACAUUUUUAACAGCAGCUGACUUGGAUGGGAUUUUGUCGUUAAUACAGUCCAGGCGGCUGAUACAUGCAUUCUCCUCAGCAUCUCAGAGCACCUUGGUUGUGUCCGGUGCUCCAAAUGA